AAUUUGAAUAUCCAAGCAGGACUGGGCGAUUCGAAUUACAGCUCGCCGGCACACAGUGCGCAGACACUCGAGACUAUCCCUGGCACGCCAAAUCAUCCUAUGUCCUUGUCGCGGAGUCCAUCUCCCAGGCCGGGAGGUGGAUGGUCGAGUCCAGGUCUGAAUAGUCCUUAUGCGAAUGUCAGUGGGCGAUCGAGUCCUGCGAAGUCAUACCGGGAGUCCAAUGGAGGAAGCUCAGUGACUUGGGAAUCUGCAAAGGCCAAGAGUGAUGGGAUCAAUGGAUACCCAUCGUUUUCAACACAGAAUAAUGGAUUUUUCAAUCGACACUAUCGAACUAUCUCGAACAGUCUGCCACAUUUCAAUCUGGGCUCAGAUAAGAGCUAUGCAGAAAAGGAGAAGCUGGGAAGAGGGCGGUGGAUGGGCCGCGAGGGCAGCAGAAUGGCUAGAGUGAGAAGUCUUGUUAGAAGAGUCUCUCGAAACAUGAAGUUACGGUAUCUAGUCGUUAUUGCGUUACUGGCUAUGUAUUUCUUAUUCUACUUGACGCCUUUACAUUACUACUGGCGCAGAGCGAAACACCUUGGAGGCGGCAAGAAGUUUGUGGUCAUACUGGCAGCAAAUCAAGGGGGUGGGGUUAUGGAGUGGAAGGGUCCUCGAGAAUGGGCCAUCGAGCGAGAUAGUGUGCGUAACAAGAAGAAGUACACAAACAGAUGGGGCUACGAUCUGGAAAUCGUCGAUAUGAGCACGAAGAAACGAUACGCACAUGAGUGGAGAGAAAGUUGGGAGAAGGUGGACACAAUAAGGAACUGCUUAAGGAAAUAUCCAGAUGCUGAAUGGUUCUGGUGGUUGGAUUUGAACACCUUCGUCAUGGAACCAUCCUACUCUCUUCAAUCCCAUAUCUUCAACAAUCUCGCCGCAACCACCUACCGCGACAUCAAUGAAUACAACCCCUUGAAUAUCACCCACCCAUUCCCAGCCGCACACCUCGACGAAGAGGCCAGGAGCCCAAUUGGGGACGGAAAAGCGAGCUCCAUCAACCUCAUAAUCCCACAAGACUGCUCUGGUUUCAACCUCGGCUCAUUCUUCAUCAAACGCAGCGCAUGGACCGAUCGCCUGCUAGAUGUAUGGUGGGACCCUGUAGGCUACGAACAGAAACAUAUGGAAUGGGAACACAAAGAGCAAGACGCUCUUGAAUUCCUCUACAUCAACCAGCCAUGGAUCCGACCCCAUACCGCUUUCAUCCAACAACGAAAGAUCAACAGUUUCCCCGAGGGCGCCUGUUCGGAGAAUGGAAACGAUACACGCAUCCAUUACAAUGAGAAGGAACGCGACUUCGUCGUCAAUAUGGCGGGUUGUGAAUGGGGCCGUGAUUGUUGGGGCGAGAUGUACAAUUUCAGAGAGUUGAGCAACUACCUGAACCGUACAUUGUGGGAGAAAUUCAAAGAAGAUCUGGUCGCUGUGAUCUGGUUCAAGAUCACAGGGCAAAAGAUCAGGAUAUGAGGAGACAUUCUAAUCAAACCUCAUCCCUGCUUGUUCUUGUCCGGUGGUUGUAACGACGUUGUAUCUGCGAUACCCUCUAUUCUUGUUCGAUAGGUUUCUUGUCUGCCUCGGUAUUUGCAUAG
Molecule: messenger RNA, 1616 nt
Organism: Mollisia scopiformis
Lineage: Eukaryota; Fungi; Ascomycota; Leotiomycetes; Helotiales; Mollisiaceae
Exons: 3
Coding region: 100-1494 (464 amino acids)
Biological process (GO): protein N-linked glycosylation
Cellular component (GO): Golgi membrane
Molecular function (GO): glycosyltransferase activity
Source: RefSeq, a predicted model, not a curated record